CAACAACUAAAAUUUUCUACCGGAAUUUUUGUUAAAAAAAUAAUAAUUGGAAUUUAGAAGGAAAAAUAAAAAACUGUAUUUGAAGUCACGUGCAACGCACACACAAUAUAAGUAAGCUGAUCCCAGUGUCUGCUCUAUAAUUUCCCGCCUACCUAAAGAUUAUCACUUCCAUUUUUCCCGCUAUUCUCCAAAAACCUCAGAAACCCUAAAAAAUGGGGCAAAAACACCAACAAUCCACCGAUUCAACUUCCGAUUCCAAGAAGAAACGCCGAGUUGCAAUCGCUCCAAUCGAUACUGGCGUUGAAGCAAAUGAGUGCAUUCAAAUCUACAUGGUUGGCAGCAAAGACGAGGCAGAAGCUGGGACUGGCUAUCAGAUUGAUCCGCUUGAUCUGAAUCACUUUUUUGAUGAUGAUGGGAAAAUUUAUGGCUACCAAGGUUUAAAGAUUACAAUUUGGGUUAGCAGUGUGUCAUUUCAUGUGUAUACAGAUAUCACUUUUGAGAGCUCAUCUGAUAGAGGGAAAGGCAUCACAGACCUAAAAGCUGCUCUUCAGGAUAUGUUUGCUGAAAAUAUUGUUGAGAAAAAGGAUGACUUUUUUCAAACUUUCACAACAGAAAAGCAUUACAUCAGUUCAGUUGUCACCAAGGGAGAAUUACUGGUUCAAAAUGCCGCUGAUGGCAAUGGUCAUUCCCAUGCAGAUACUACUGAUACACAGGUUAUUCGCUUUGUCAUGGGUGACAUGUCUGCUGGGCUUCUUUAUAGCCGAUUAGUGCCUCUUGUUCUUCUACUUGUCGAUGGUAGCAAUCCUAUUGAUGUUACUGAUUCAUGUUGGGAGAUGUAUGUCAUUGUUCAGAAGAUAGCUGACCCAGAGGGAGACCAGAGUAGAUUGCUAGGUUUUGCAGCUGCUUAUCGUUUUUACCAUUACCCUGAUACUUUACGGCUUCGACUUAGUCAGAUACUUGUGUUGCCUCCUUAUCAACAGAAAGGGUAUGGACGUCGCCUCUUGGAGAUACUCAACAAUGCUGCUAUGUCUGAGAGUGUCUAUGACUUGACAGUUGAAGAACCAGUGGAUUCCUUACAACGUAUUCGGUACUACAUCGAUGUACCACGCCUGCUCACUUGCAGUGCUGUGCAGUCUGCAGUUGAUACUGCUGCUACACAUCUUAAAGAAGCCAAUUUGUCAAAGAGAACACAGUCUUCUCAGCUCUUUCCACCAUUAACAGCUGUUAAUGAAGUGAGGAAGAGCUUAAAAAUCAAUAAGAAGCAAUUUUUGAAAUGCUGGGAGAUUCUUCUGUAUAUUGCCCUUAAUCCAGUUGACAAAUACAUGGAGAACUACAGGAUCUUCAUCACAGAUCAAGUGAAAGCUAGUGUGAUUGGUAAGGAUACAGGGACUAAAGGGAAGCAGGUAAUCGAUACCCCAAAUGACUUUGGAGAAGAUGCAUUUGUUAUGUACAAGCCUCAAGAUUGUGAAGAUGGUCAUGUUGACGUUGAUGUCCUUGAUGAGGAUCAAAAGAAACAGCAAGAGCAGCAGCUGCUUCAAAUAGUUGAUGAGAGGGUAAAAGAGAUCCAAUUGGUUGCUCAAAAGGUAUCAACUACUCAAGCAUGAAGGUCUUAUGUUCCUAGGUACUAAGUGAGUUUAAGGUGUUUGCUUUCCUCUGAUUUAGCAAGACUGGCAGAGACAUUUCUUCUUUUGUUCUCUCCUUUCAGUUAGCUGUAUGAUUGUACUAGAUAGUCAUUUUCAGUGAUGUAGGAUAAUUGAGUUGUUUUACUUAUUUAUACUAACAUGAGAAGGGAGCAUUUGUCUUCCUGCUGAGUCCAUUGAGGGGAAUUCAGACUUUUAGUGCAUGAAAAUUACAUAUGAAGUUGAGUAUUUUUAAAAUUGAGAAAAAUUUUGGGCU
Messenger RNA from Chenopodium quinoa (quinoa), 1896 nucleotides. Its product is annotated as histone acetyltransferase type B catalytic subunit-like. Gene Ontology annotation, molecular function: histone H4 acetyltransferase activity. Lineage: Eukaryota; Viridiplantae; Streptophyta; Magnoliopsida; Caryophyllales; Amaranthaceae. Bases 213 to 1604 code for a protein of 463 amino acids. Gene Ontology annotation, cellular component: nucleus. The record is from RefSeq and is a predicted model, not a curated record. Gene Ontology annotation, biological process: subtelomeric heterochromatin formation. The transcript has 10 exons.